Molecule: messenger RNA, 2234 nt
Organism: Tigriopus californicus
Lineage: Eukaryota; Metazoa; Arthropoda; Copepoda; Harpacticoida; Harpacticidae
Exons: 10
Coding region: 427-2127 (566 amino acids)
Source: RefSeq, a predicted model, not a curated record
ACCGAAAGGGGCUCGUAGAAAUGUGCACAAUUAGAAGGCUCACCCAGGGAACGGGUCGCAAUGGCUUAUGAAGAAGUUAUGAAGGCGGGCGAGCACCGCCCACCUCUCUCGUCUCACGAGAGCGGGAGGCAAGAAAGUAUCGCUGCUACUAUGUGGGCACAAAGGAGAACGGCAGGUGCUCUAUCCUCGGUUGUCGCGCAAUGCUUCGUUCAGUUCCCGGAAUGGAAACUGCAUUCUCGGUCUGUGCUAUAUGCGAGGGGCAUGCGGGCUUUUGUUUUCAGUUGAAUUGUGGACCUUCGAUCACUGGCAAGUGUUCAAAAACGGUCCUAACGAAAUAUGACGAAUUCUGAACGAGUUCCCAUUUAUAUCAAGCGAGCGGUGUGAAUCUCGACACGACAGCAAAUAAACGCCGAAAUUGUUUGGAUCAUGGCGAUCCUUCAAACUUGCUACUGUUGUUCUUCGCUUAAGCAAUUAUCACUAGUGGGAGGAUGCUUCACAUUGCUCUUGAGCAGUUUAUACGUUUUCAUCUAUUAUGGAGGCGAAAGUGGGGCUUUCACCAUGGUCAGGGCCAUCAAGACCAACGGUUCCAUCCUUGUGGAUAACUAUACCAUAUCCCCUUUGAGUGAUAAAAGAAAUUGGAAUGAAUCAUCACACACCAACCCUCGUGAUCCUGGGAUGUCUUCUUACAUUGAGGACAAUCGGAUCACUCAUGUGGUACAAGGCAGUAUUAUUAAUCCAGAGGGAUUCGACCUUAAAGAAAACUCUGGUUUCUACUUUGCAAAGUCCAUUUGUGAUAUCAUGGUCAUUAUUUCAUGUGUGAUACUAUUCGUCGGGUUGUGGCACGAGAUUCGAUGUUACCUCCUCCCAUGGAUCGCUCUAAGCACUCUACAAGCCGGCUUUUCUCUCGUCGACACAUUCUCCAAACUUUCUCUAGACACCACAACUUUUGAACCGAAAACGGCAUUCAUCUUUACACUUACAUUCCUCCUGAUGUUCGCCCAAAUCUAUUUCAUCCUAGGGUCUGUUUCUCUUUUUCAAGAGAACUUUCGAUGUGCCAACAAUAACAACAUCAACAACAGUCGAGGGGAGGCCUUGUUAGGCCAAACUCCGAAUCAAAAGAAGCCAUCCAUCCAUGUCAAAAAUGGACAAGGUUCAAAAGCGAUAUACGUCCCUAUGAAGGUCCUUCGGGAUGGAAAGACAAUCUUGGUAGAGGACCCGUAUCAACUUACAGACUUCAAGGUUAUCCCAACCCUGCUACUCCAAUCUCCAUAUCCUAAUGAAGGCUCAGUGCGCCGCCCAGCGAAUAACAUUGAGGCUGGAUUAAGGCCACUCGAUGUAGGCCCUACUAUCACUCGUCGACUAAAUCGUUCUACGAGUACAAGGCUAGAAGUUAUUCAAGAGACUAGCCUGGGCGGUGGCUCCCAAUCGGGUGACGAUAGGAUUGAAAGCCAAGAACUGGAGCUUUGCGAGAAAACUGAGGAACCUCCACGGAUCUCAAAUCAAAGGAAUUCAACUCCGGUUUUAGACAUAGGUUUGAAUAACCGAUACCAGCACACACAACCCAGAAUAGGAAUAGAAAUGGGUGAUCAACAGAUCCUUGCUCAGGACAACGAAACUCUUUCAUCAGAAAGAAGUGACCACAACCUUUCUUCCAAACAACCUUAUUUGGUAGCGCUCCAAAUGGCGGCACUCAAAACCAGCCAUGCUACGACCAUCGCCAACUCUCUAGCCUCUCUUGCCACUGCUUCAGCUACCACUAUUACUGCCAGUGCUUGUAGUAGUAAUAGUAAAACCAUCAAUACCACCAACACCACCUCGGUCGUUGUGGCCACUACUCCAUUUUCCACAAACUCCAUACCUACACCCACACCCACACCCAUUAUACCAACAAAAACAAAUAUCAUGCUCUCGGCAUUGCCAACAGAAACGUGUCUUUCAUCCGUCAAAAUCCCCACCAAUCCUCCAAAUUUCUGGCCAAGUGCGAAGCUCGUUCUGAAGUACAUUGCAGGCAAUACGAAUACAGCCAAAGAGAAAGAUCCUUCCAUCGAGAGCAAUCUAGUGGCAUCAAAUUGCACUAAGAAUGUGGAUCCAAUUAUUGAUGACGACUUUAAAGACGACAUUUGGUAAAAACAUAAUUCCAUUCCCCAGUUAUUUAAAAAUUCCAUCUCAUUCAGAACUCUUUUUUACCAUUUAUAUGCUAUUUCAAAACAGUUCGCUAAGAAUAAACACAAUAU